Messenger RNA from Filobasidium floriforme, 1293 nucleotides. Its product is annotated as putative Snf1p protein kinase activator. Lineage: Eukaryota; Fungi; Basidiomycota; Tremellomycetes; Filobasidiales; Filobasidiaceae. The transcript is spliced from 7 exons. Bases 1 to 1293 code for a protein of 430 amino acids. The record is from RefSeq and is a predicted model, not a curated record.
AUGCCGGCUCGGAGACCGUCACACACGAUGCAGACAUUCGGAUUCAACCAUCCAACAGCGCCGCCCUCACACCUGCCUGUAGCCUCGACAUCGACUAGCGAAUCGACGACGCCGAAAAGGAAGAAGCUCACGCACGCCGAAGCGUUGGAACAGAUCCGGACUUUCUUGAGAUCUCAGAGCUCGUACGACGUCUUUCCAGUCAGCUUUCGGUUGAUUGUGCUGGAUCACCACCUCGUCGUCAAGAAGGCACUCAACACGAUGUUGCAAAACGGUGUUGUCUCUGCACCGCUUUGGGACUCGGAAAAGUCGCAAUUCGCAGGGAUGUUUACGGUGUCCGACCUUAUCCAUCUCAUUCAAUACUACUAUCACACGACAACGUAUGAGGACGCUGCCGCAGAUGUGGAUCACUUUCGACUACAAAGCAUCCGAGACAUCGAAAAGGCCAUCCGUGUACCUCCACCCCCUCUCCUCUCGGUUCACCCUAUGCGUCCGCUAUUUGAAGCGUGCAAGCUGCUCAUUCAGACGCACGCACGACGGUUACCACUCAUCGAUACAGACGAUCAGACGGGGAAAGAAGUGGUACUGAGCGUGUUGACGCAGUAUAGGGUAUUGAAGUUUAUGGCGGUCAACUGCCGCGAGACGAUCCAUCUGGACCAGACGCUUCGUUCGCUGAACAUCGGAACCUAUUGCAAUCCUUCACCGGAACACGAUAAUCCUUAUUAUCCCAUCGCUACGGCGACGAUGCAGACGGCUGUAUUCGACGUCGUACACAUGUUUUCAGAGUUGGGGAUCUCGGCGGUCCCGAUCGUAGAUGCAAACGGCAAGGUCAUCAACCUGUAUGAGACGGUCGAUGUGAUUACCUUGCUGAAGUUGGGGACCUACCAAGCGCUGGAUUUGACAAUAGCUCAGGCUCUGGCCCGACGCCCGGUAGAUUUCGAGGGCGUCCUGACGUGUGGACCGGAGAGCUCGCUGGCGUCCGUAUUCGCUCUCAUUCGCAUGAGGCGGAUACACCGACUCGUCGUCAUCGAUGACGGGCGACCGAAGGAAGGUGAAUCGGAGCAGGAUGCCAAGCAGCGCAAGGGCAGGCUUUUGGGGCUGAUCUCGUUGAGCGACGUUCUGCGUCAUGUUAUCGGUUCGGACGUGGAGAUUGGCGGAGGUGGAGUCGGGGCCGUACCGGUCGAGACGCUACUAGCAGGAGGAACCGCGCAAGGCAAGGCCCCUCGAGCAGACAGGGCCGCGGCGCAGGCCGCCAUCCGUAGAGAUGCCGAGUUGAGAGGAGAAUUCCCUUCAUGA